AUGUCUUCCCUCGUCUCAGAGUUUCUCAUCAACCCCGUCUUGCGUCAGGCUCGUCGAUUUUCCGAAAUCUCGCGAUCUACCUUCACUGGCGAUGGAGGCGACUCGACCGAACACCCUGACGCAGUGAGCGAUUCCGGUCAUCCUGAUAGUCCUGUCUCUGCGCCUGUACCCGUACCAGUACCCGUACCUCCACCUGUACCUCAGCCGGCACCGGUGCCGAUCAUCGAGUCUCCCCUCACCAGACCCCUCAGCGUCUCGACCCAAGAAACAAGAGUUGAAGAACCCGAACCAGUUCUAAUCAUGUCCCAAGAAACUCCUCCCCGCGAUCAUAUCGGGAUUGCUCUGAGCCCGCUCAGCUCUCGUCGGAUUCCGGAAGAUGAUGGUAUGCGCGAGCUGCGAUCCCGGAUCCAUUCGAUCAACGCCCAAGACAUACCCCAAAAUGAUAAAGCGCGGUUAAUCCACGAUAUUCUGUUGGAAGGAUAUAAGUCGUCCAAGACUGUACCGCUUGUGAAGAAGAUCCUCGAGAGUGGUGAAGGCUUGGAUGUACCUCUGUCGCAAUCACCGUCGUCGCCACUAUCGAGGCCGUUGAAGUUCUGGCAGAACCAACCAGAUGAGGAAAUAUUCAUCUUGAGCGAGGAAGACAAGGCACCGACGUAUGUACCUGUGAAGCCGCCAAAACGGCAUGGAAGUGAGACUCCAGUGGAACCUUUGGAGGUAGUACCAGAAACGGAACAACCUCUUGGAUGCCAGCACUACGAACGAAACGUUAAGCUCCAGUGCUUCACAUGUAAGAAAUGGUACACCUGCCGCUUCUGUCACGAUGCAAACGAGGAUCACAACCUCAUCCGUACAGAGACCAGGAACAUGCUCUGCAUGCUUUGUGCAACGCCGCAAAAAGCCUCGGACAUGUGCAUCAACUGCGGCGAGUUGUCAGCAUACUAUUAUUGCGAUAUUUGUCACUUAUGGGAGAACCGUCAAAGUAAACCCAUUUACCACUGUAACGACUGUGGUAUUUGUCGUCGAGGCAUGGGCCUCGGCAGGGACUUUUUUCACUGCAAGACCUGUCGGGCAUGUAUCUCAACCUCGAUCGAAGGCUCUCACAAGUGUAUCGAGAGGUCAACAGAUUGCGACUGUCCCAUCUGUGGCGAGUACCUCUUCACUUCACCACGGCCCGUGGUCUUCAUGGCUUGCGGUCAUAGUAUUCAUAAGAAGUGCUACGAACAGCAUAUGAAAGUAUCAUACAAAUGCCCGAUCUGCAAUAAGAGUCUUACGAACAUGGAGAGUCAGUUCCGAAAUCUGGAUGUCGCCAUCCAGACUCAGCCCAUGCCACCGGAGUUUCGCGACACCACUGCCGUUAUUCUGUGCAACGAUUGUUCCGGAAAGAGUACUGUUCGAUAUCACUGGUUGGGUCUGAAAUGCUCCAUAUGCCGGUCAUAUAAUACGGUAGAACUAAAUAUUGUGGGAGGUGACCGCGCAGGAACUCAGCCGCCUGCUGAAAUGCAACCGAUAGUGGAAACUGGUCGGGAUGCUUCUGGAUCUGUGAGUGGAAACCGGGCACCUAUCACAGUGGGAAACAGGCGCAGACAUUCGUCUCACGGUGUUGAGGCUCAAUACCGCGCUCCAGAUAGAGUUGCACGAUCAGUGUCCCCUGGCAAUAUGGGUUUCGACUCGAUCAUGGCACACCUGCCGCCAGACGAAGAGUCGGAGGACGAUAUCCUUGGAAUUUGGAGAAUCCGAAACCGUGGCAACAAUGCAUCAGAGCAUGACGAAGACUCUGAACUCGAUGAUCUCAGCGACACACUUUCGGACGCUGAAGACGAAGACGACGACGAUGAUGAAGAAGACGAAGACGAAAUUGUUCUUAUUGGACAUCGAUGA
Molecule: messenger RNA, 1878 nt
Organism: Fusarium subglutinans
Lineage: Eukaryota; Fungi; Ascomycota; Sordariomycetes; Hypocreales; Nectriaceae
Product: Zn-finger
Exons: 2
Coding region: 1-1878 (625 amino acids)
Biological process (GO): protein ubiquitination; ubiquitin-dependent protein catabolic process
Cellular component (GO): nucleus
Molecular function (GO): zinc ion binding; ubiquitin protein ligase activity
Source: RefSeq, a predicted model, not a curated record